AACGGAUAGGCGAACGCUCGCCAAUGUAAACAACGGAAUCUGGCCUCGCCGCCACUCCUGUUCAGAAAGAGUAUAGAUCAAGGAGAUAUAAACUAUAUAAGAGUCUAAAACCCUAUAAAAGAAAGAAGACACGCCUUCUAUUCAUCUGUCACAAUGACUGUGAAAUAUGGGUUAUGCAAAUGUUUUUUCACGAAGAAUUUUUUCAUUAGGAAGUAUGAGAUACAUGUAACUUUCCUUAAUAAGGCGCAAUUUCUCGAAGAUUUCUCGAAGAUCUUGAAGUCCAAGGGCUGCUCUGAUCCAGAAACACUCGUUCCUGAGUUGGAGAAAGAAGUGGAACGAAGGCGGCAUGCUCACGAGGAAAGAUGGAAACACCGCCUAUAUGUUGGGAAAGAAUACAAGUGUCUUCAUCCGGAGAUCUUCACUUUACAAUCUUCAUUCCUUGAUCCCAGAUUCUGUGAGCUGGUCAGCUUUGCCAGGAAACCAGAUUGUACAACUGAUAACCUAAAGGCAUACUUAAAAGGACUCCAGAUGCGGAUAUACUCUUUUCCUGUCUUUACUCCAUCCUUCUGCCAGAUGUUUGUAGAAGAACUAAAGCACUAUGAAAAUUCCUCCAUUCCAAAGUUUCAAGCUGCAUCCAUGAGUAAAUAUGCGAUUGAUCUGGGAGUGUUGGGAUUUGACCAGUUCCUCUCAGAUCUAAGGACAGAAUACCUGGCUCCUCUCACAAAGGUGCUCUAUCCUGAUUGGGGAGGAGAUCAGCUGGAUACCCACAAGGCCUUCAUUGCUCAGUAUCGGGAAGGAAGAAACUUAGAUACGUCUUAUCACUUUGACAAUUCAGAGGUUACCCUAAAUGUUUCCUUGAAUGAAACUUUUGAUGAUGGAGACCUUUAUUUUGGUGCAAUAAGAGGGGAAGAAUCAUCAUUUCACACUGGUUACUCGCACCAGCUUGGUCGUGGAAUUCUCCAUCGAGGGCAGCAAAUGCAUGGUGCUUUCCCUAUCAUGGAAGGAGAAAGAUACAACCUCAUAGUUUGGCUUCGAUCAUCAAGGAUAAGGAAUCUAUUGUGUCCAAUGUGCAACGAAAAGCCCAAAAUUAAGGCAGUUGAAAAUGGAUUUGGGGAUGGAUUCACACUUGAUGACAACACUGUAUAGCUAUUUACUCACAUAUUAUUAUUGUUAUAAAUAUUUAUGAAUAAUUUUGAUUCUUGAACUCAAGAGAUUUUGUAUGUAAUUGGAAGAUAUUAUAUAAUAUAUAUAUUUCAAUAGAAUAUAA
Molecule: messenger RNA, 1267 nt
Organism: Penaeus indicus
Lineage: Eukaryota; Metazoa; Arthropoda; Malacostraca; Decapoda; Penaeidae
Product: 2-oxoglutarate and iron-dependent oxygenase domain-containing protein 2-like
Exons: 7
Coding region: 154-1146 (330 amino acids)
Molecular function (GO): oxidoreductase activity, acting on paired donors, with incorporation or reduction of molecular oxygen; L-ascorbic acid binding; iron ion binding
Source: RefSeq, a predicted model, not a curated record